AUGGCAGGCCCCAGAAUUGCCUGCAUCGGCGUGAUUGGAAAGGCAGAUAACCCUCUUCACAUUUCCCUAUUUCCCCCGUAUACGGAUUCCAGUAUCGAAUUCUCCUUUUUAUUGAACUCGUGCCUCGACAUCUUCGAAAUUCGGUGCAAACAAACCUCCGUCGAUCAGGAUCUAGGCCUGUUACAUGCAAUCGACGAGCGACUCGCGGCCUACGGCUGGUUGACGACGACGGGAGUAAAAUUAUUGAUCAUCGUGGAUUCAUAUGGUCAAGAAGAAGCUAGCACUGGAAAGCAAGCGAGGGGGGCGGUUAAUGCGUUGAGAGAUUCUGAUAUGAAGCCGGCAUUCUGCGCUUUACAAAGUGCAUACAUACAGCUUUUGCAGAAUCCUUUCUACUCCCCUGAUGACCAUGUACCUGUCCCGGGAAAUAAAGCAGCCUCUGUGUCCGCUUGCCAGCCAAUCUCCAAUCAAAGGUUCAUUGCGGAUGUGAAACGCAUCGGCGAGACAUGGGCUCCGGGUUCCUCUGCAUAG
This is a messenger RNA of Penicillium bovifimosum, 528 nucleotides long. RefSeq lists its product as uncharacterized. Gene Ontology annotation, cellular component: nucleus; cytoplasm; TRAPP complex. Lineage: Eukaryota; Fungi; Ascomycota; Eurotiomycetes; Eurotiales; Aspergillaceae. Gene Ontology annotation, biological process: endoplasmic reticulum to Golgi vesicle-mediated transport. The coding region runs from base 1 to 528 and encodes 175 amino acids. The transcript has 3 exons. The record is from RefSeq and is a predicted model, not a curated record.